AUGGACAGUCAGGUCUUCGUCGAUGCGCCCGAAGCGCCCAGCGACCAACCCACCCAGGCCGCCACCCAACGACAACACCUAGACCGAUCGGCGCCCUCGACCUACUCCUCCACCCUCUCCAUACCACCUCCCGGGUCGGUAUUGACGGGCAAGCAAGAGCACUACCUCAAGCGCGAGCUUCUCUCCCAACAAACCGCAUGGGAGGUGCAUGAGCUUUCCCACCCCACCGCGCUGCAACGCUUCGGUGCGCCCUUCAAGUCCGACGCCGGCGAGGUCGCGCCCGAGGACUCCGAGCUGCCCUUGCUGCGGUACAUCUUCGUGCACUUUGUGCGCAACUUUCCCUUCCUGAACCAGGCGAAGGAGAAGGAGUUCUGGCAGGACAAGCUGCAGAGCUUCUUGGAGAGCUUUGCCAACAAACAUAUCAGUAGUAGUGAGGACCGGCUGGAGCAGACGAAGCGCGCGAAGCUGGCAUUGAAGGCGACGAAACUGGUCGAGCUGAUGAUGGUGUCGGGCAUACCGACUGCGAGCGGCUACGAGGAACGCAUCCGUUUUAGUGAGAUGGAGGUGGUGGAUCGGGGCGCCAAUGAGCAAGGCUUGGUGGUUAAUAGGCCCGAAGGGCAUGAGAUCAAUGGCUGGGAUGUCAAUGUGGCGGGCGUCAGGAUGGUGAGCGCGAAGAGGCACAUCCGUCACCACCAACACGCCGAGUUCAUUCUGCGGGUGAAGAGGAAGGACGAGCACGAAAUCUACGUCGCACGACGCUUUGGAGACUUCGGACGCAUGCACAAGAGACUACGCGCGGAGCUGCCGGGCAAAGUCCUCCCACCACUACCACGCAAAAACCGGGCACAUUCCAUCUACAGCGGCGACAACGAUGACGAUGACGACGAGGACGCCUCCUCCUUCUCCACAAAAGAAGAACGACACUCUCGUCCCAGCGACGCAGGCGACCCCGAACCCAGCACAGCAGCCGGCGGCUUCCGCGCCUACCUAGGCUCAUGGGUCGGCGGCGGCGGCACCCCCAGCGGCCGCCACUCGCGCAACCAAUCCCGCUCCUCCAACCUCUCCGCCAGCGGCAACUCCCCCCGCCCCUCCGUCGACUCGACCACCAUCCCCGGCUCGCCCGAGCGAAGAGCGACCCCCUCCCAACACCCUCCCCCAGAACCUCAGCUUUUACACAGAGAAGACCAACGCGUCUCCCUGCGCGCCUUCUUGCGCAACUUCCUCCAAAACGAAGCCAUCGCCAAUUCAACCGCCAUGACCGACUUCCUCACGCGUAACCCAAUCAUACCAACCGCGGAAGAACGAACCGACAUUGCCCGCCGCAAGGCCAUGGACGAAAAGCGACUGGAAGAACAACGCCGUUUCUUCGAAGUCGCCCGCGAGAGAGCGAGAGAGCUGGACGUGCACAUGGAGAAGUUCCGGCGGAAAGUCAUCGAACGCAACGGGCUACGCGAUCUAUUCGCCGAAAUCCGAAAGAAAGACCGGAUCGCGGAGUUGGAUCCUGAGUACAAGAAGUUUGCGGAAUGGCUGAGGAUCGAAGUGGCGGCGACACUGUAUCAUCUAUUCCUGGCCGAGGAUAAUAGUCCGGAACUUUUUGCGCAGGCGAAACGGAUACACAGUCUGGUUCCCUACGGCGCGCUGAAGCAGGUGAUUCGGUUCACGAACCCGGCGGCGGUCAUGGCCGCUAUAUUGGAUAUUUUCAUGGCGCAGCCGUUGGGGGCGAAGAGUCUGUUGCAGCGGAUCUUUGGCUUUGCGUUGGGCGAUGGGAUCAGGAGCUUGCAGAAGAGUAUUGAUGCGCUCGCGCCGCGGAUCGGGGAGGCGGCGAUGUGCGAGAAGAUUGCGCGGUACGCUGCCGCGGCGGAGGAGGUGAAGCAGAGGGUGCGACGGGAGGCGGCGGAGGAAGGGGUGGAUUUGUUGGUGCGGAUUUUGCAGUCGAGCGAGAUUCAGCCGGAGUUGUCGGAUGAGCAGGUCGGGCGCGCGUUCAAUGCGUAUGUGGCGUGGGAUCGGGCGGUGGAGGAGCGGAGUAACACUGACGCCACUGCACCCACGACUUCCUCCGCGGAUGGCCAUGCCGGCGUACAGGAAGCGGAAGGGGAAGACGAUCCGAUGCAGCGCGGCGCGGAACUCUACGCCUCCCUCAAGCAACUCCUGAAGUUGCACACCCGACAGAGGGAUAAGAAGAUGAUGCUGGAGAUGGUGGAGGAGCCCAACACCCUCCGCCUCUUCCGCGACCUCUUCACCAUCUUCUACGAGCCGCUCGUGCGCGUCUACAAAUCCGCCAACGUCUACAACUCCGUCACCGACUUCGCCGCCUUCGCCACCGACGCCAUCGCCACCAUCGAGCGAGCCCAACGGGCCGACAUCUCCGCCGACCCGAAUCAGACGGUGCAGUCGUUUAUCGAUUUGUGUGAGCGGCAUGAGGAGGAUUUGUACAAAUUCAUUCAUGAGGUGCAUAUUCAUGAUGACGGGUUGUUUGAUAAGCUGAUGGUGUGGAUUGAGGGGAUCCUGGAUUUCUUACGGAACGGACCGGUUAAUCGAAGGGGAGAGAGGGGCAGGUUGGAUCUGAACCGCUUGUUCGUGCAGAGUGUGGAGGGGGGCGUGGUGGAGGGGGAGGUGGUGGUCAGGGAGGUGAAUGCGCUGAUCAAGUGGCAGAUGGCGCGGAAGCGGUGGCAUCAGGAUAAGACGCGGUUGAAGAUGGCGUCUGCCGAUGCUACGUCGGGCUCACAACAACCACCACAACAACAACAACAACAGAUGGGGAAUUUGGCGGCGGCGUUUAAGCCGGGGGAUUUCGGGUUGCAUCCGCUUGAUUUGCAGGAGUUGGGGGGUGGCGAGGAGGACGAUGUGGAUGGCGAGGAUGGGGAUAGUAGUGAGGAUGAGGAGGAGGAUCGGGAUCCGUUUGAAGCGGAGAGGAGGAGGCGGAGGAGGGGGACGAAUGCGGAUGUGCUCAGGCGGAGCGCGGGGGAGCCGGUCAAGCCGAUGGUGCAGGAGUGUGGGAAGAUGAUGCCCGGGUUUGUGGGGAUGUUGCGGAAGGUGCUUGCGGAGUAA
Baudoinia panamericana UAMH 10762 is the source of this 3048-nucleotide messenger RNA. RefSeq lists its product as uncharacterized. The coding region runs from base 1 to 3048 and encodes 1015 amino acids. Lineage: Eukaryota; Fungi; Ascomycota; Dothideomycetes; Mycosphaerellales; Teratosphaeriaceae. Gene Ontology annotation, molecular function: phosphatidylinositol binding. The transcript has a single exon. The record is from RefSeq and is a predicted model, not a curated record.